Condylura cristata (star-nosed mole) is the source of this 3915-nucleotide messenger RNA. Its product is annotated as antigen WC1.1-like. The transcript has 20 exons. The coding region runs from base 1 to 3915 and encodes 1304 amino acids. Gene Ontology annotation, cellular component: membrane. The record is from RefSeq and is a predicted model, not a curated record. Lineage: Eukaryota; Metazoa; Chordata; Mammalia; Eulipotyphla; Talpidae.
AUGGCGUUGCUGGGACAUCUCUUUCUUCAGGGACUCUGCUUUCUCCACCUCAGUGCCGUGGUGGGGGCUCAAGCUCUGGAGCUCAGGCUGGUGAAUGGAGGGCACCACUGUGAGGGGAGAGUGGAAAUGAAGUACCAAGGAACAUGGAGCACACUGCUCGAUGAGUACUGGCGCUUGGAGGAAGCCACUGUGGUCUGCAGACAGCUGGGCUGUGGAGCUGCUGUUAGUGCCCUUAAAGGGGCUCCAUUUGGUCCAGGUCAUGGACUGGUUUGGUAUGGCUAUCUCCACUGCUCAGGGACAGAGUUGACUCUCAAUGGCUGUUCUCAUUCUAAAUUUCAAGACUAUCGUAAUAAAGCUUCCCAUUCCAGGGAUGCUGGAGUAGUUUGCUCAGGAUUUGUGCGUCUGGCUGGAGGAGAUGAGCCCUGCUCAGGGCAAGUGGAAGUGCAUUCCAGAGGAGUCUGGACUCCAGUGUCUGAUGGGAACUUCACAUCGCUCACCGCCCAGGUCAUCUGUGCAGAGCUGGGGUGUGGCAAGGCUGUGGCUGUCCUGGGGGGUGUACCCCUCAGAGAGUCGGAUCGAGGGGUCUGGCCUGAGGAGUUCUGGUGUGAGGGGCAGGAGCAGAGGCUCUGGCUCUGCCCCAGGGUGCCCUGUGCAGGAGGCACCUGCCACCACCGCGGGGCUGUUCGCCUCGCCUGCUCAGUAUACACCGAAGUCCGGCUCAUGAACAGCGGCAGCUCUCGCUGUGAGGGGCGGGUGGAGAUGCGUAUUUCAGGGCGCUGGAGUGCGCUCUGCGCCUCCCACUGGAGUCUGGCCAAUGCCCAUGUUGUGUGUCGCCAGCUGGGCUGUGGGGUCGCCCUGUCCACCCGAAAUCAUACCCAGAGGCUGUCCCUGUGCACCCACUCCCAGUCUCCGCCAGCAGGCUCUAAGGAAGGUGCAGGCAAAUGUUCAGGCCUGGUGGGCGGAGGCCAUCCCUGCGCCGGCAGAGUGGAGAUCCUGCGCCAGGGCUCCUGGGGCACCGUGUGUGAUGACGGCUGGGACCUGCGUGAUGCCCACGUGGUGUGCAGACAGCUGGGCUGUGGAGAGGCCCUCAAUGCCACGGUCUCUGCUCACUUCGGGGAGGGAACAGGGCCCAUCUGGCUGGAAGAGCUGGGGUGCACAGGAAACGAGUCCCAUGUGUGGAAGUGCCCAUCCCGGGGCUGGGAGAGCCAUGACUGCAGACACAAGGAGGACGCAGGAGUCAUCUGCUCAGACAGCCCACAGCUCCGCUUGGUGGACGGAGGCCAUCGCUGCGCCGGCAGAGUGGAGAUCCUUCAUCGGGGCUCCUGGGGCACCGUGUGUGACUACAAAUGGGACCUGCCUGAUGCCCACGUGGUGUGCAAACAGCUGGGCUGUGGAGAGGCCCUCAGAGCCAUGGCCUCUGCUCAGUUUGGGUUGGGAUCAGGGCCUAUAUGGUUAGACAAUCUGCAGUGCACAGGGACGGAGUCCCACGUGUGGAAGUGCCAAUCCCGGGGCUGGGGGAAGCACUACUGCUCUCACGGGAAGGAUGCAGGAGUCAUCUGCUCAGGAUUUGUGCGUCUGGCUGGAGGAGAUGAGCCCUGCUCAGGGCGAGUGGAAGUGCAUUCCGGAGGAGACUGGACUCCAGUGUCUGAUGGGAACUUCACAUUGCUCACCGCCCAGGUCAUCUGUGCAGAGCUGUGGUGUGGCAAGGCUGCGUAUGUCCGGGAGGGUGUGUCCCUCAGAGAGUCAGAUGGACGGGUCUGGCCUGAGGAGUUCUGGUGUGAGGGGCGGGAGCAGGGUCUCUGGUUCUGCCCCAGGGUGACCUGUCCAGGAGGCACCUGCCACCACCGUGGGGCUGUUCACCUCGUCUGCUCAGAAUACACAGAAGUCCGGCUCAUGAACAGCAGCAGCUCUCGCUGUGAGGGGCAGGUGGAGAUUCAUAUUUCAGGGCGCUGGACCGCGCUCUGCGCCUUCCACUGGAGUCUGGCCAAUGCCCAUGUUGUGUGUCGCCAGCUGGGCUGUGGGGUCGCCCUGUCCACCCCCGAAGGAGCACACUCUGGGGGAGCAGCUGCCCUGGUCUUGAAGGCCCGAUUUCACUGCUUAGGGAAUGAGUCCUCCUUGUGGACGUGCCCUGUGACUGCGCUGGGCGCUCCUGACUGCGGCCCUGGACACACGGCCUCUGUGACCUGCUCAGGAAACCAGACCCAGGAGCUGCCCCAGUGCACCCAAAACUUGUUAAUAUCUACAGCCUCACAGGAGGGUGCACCAAACUGCUCAGACAACCCACAGCUCCGCCUGGUGGGCGGAGGCCAUCGCUGCGCCGGCAGAGUGGAGAUCCUGCACCAGGGCUCCUGGGGCACCGUGUGUGAUGACGGCUGGGACCUGCGUGAUGCCCAUGUGGUGUGCAGACAGCUGGGCUGUGGAGAGGCCCUCAACGCCACGGUCUCUGCUCACUUCGGGGUGGGAUCAGGGCCCAUCUGGCUGGAAGAGCUGAGGUGCACAGGAAAUGAGUCCCAGUUGUGGAAGUGCCCAUCUCUGAGCUGGGGACACCAUGACUGCAGGCACAAGGAGGACGCCGGGGUCAUCUGCUCAGAGUUCUCAGCCCUCAGGCUGGUGAGCGAGCACCAGGACUGUGCCGGGUGGCUGGAAGUUUUCUACAACGGGACCUGGGGUGGGGUGUGCAACAGCCCAAUGGACACUGUGACCUUGUCUGUGAUCUGCAGACAGCUUGGCUGUGGGGACAGCGGGACCCUCAACCCUUUGGUUGCUGCUAGGGAAGGUUCUAGACCCCGGUGGGUAGAUGGAAUCCGGUGUCGCAAGACGGAUACCUCUCUCUGGCAGUGUCCUUCUGACCCUUGGAAAUACCAUUCGUGCUCUUCAAGAGAGGAAGCUUCUGUCACAUGUGCAGAAAAGAGGCCGAAGAGCUGUCCAUCUGCCGCCCCCUGCACAGACAGGGAGAAGCUGCGGCUGCGGGGCGGAGACGGCGCGUGCUCAGGCCGCGUGGAGGUGUGGCACGCAGGCGCCUGGGGCACGGUGUGCGACGACUCCUGGAGCCUGGCCGAGGCCCACGUGGUGUGCAGGCAGCUGGGCUGCGGCUCGGCGCUGGACGCCCCGCGGGCGGCGGCCUUUGGCGCUGGCAACGGCAGCAUCUGGCUGGAUGAGGUGCGCUGCAGGGGCGGGGAGCCCUCGCUGUGGGCCUGCCCUGCGGCUCCCUGGGGCCAGAGCGACUGCAAGCACGAGGAGGACGCGGGAGUGAGGUGCUCGGGUGCACAAACUUCUCUGAAACCUCACCACCCUCUUCUGUCCUCAGGCAGCAGAUCAGACCCAGCUGCUGGCCCUGGCAUCUUCUCCCUGCCCGGGGUCCUCUGCAUCAUCUUGGGGGCCCUUCUCUUCCUGGUCCUGGUCAUCCUGGGCAUUCAGCUGCACGGAGGGAGAGCAGAGCACAGAGCCUCACCUGCUUUCGAAGAUGUCAUCGAUGAGGCCUUGUACCAGGAGAUUGACCACUAUGCUUUACCAGAAAAGGACCUUUAUUACAGUCCAGAGCCUCCGGGACAUCAUGCCAGUGCCACAGGAGACUGUUAUGAUGAUGUUGAAGAGUUUCGUGUUCCUAGAGAAAUUCCUUCUUCCCCUGGAAUGAGUGGGAAUUAUACUUUUCCAGAAGAAGAAGGGGAUUCCCAGCCAGGAAACCAGACCCAGGGGCUACCCCUGUGCACCCACUCCCCAUCUACACCAGCAGUGUCUGCAGCCUCAGAGGAAGGUGCAGCCAACUGCUCAGACAGCCCACAGCUCCGCCUGGUGGGCGGAGGCCAUCGCUGCGCCGGCAGAGUGGAGAUCCUGCACCAGGGCUCCUGGGGCACCGUGUGUGAUGGCGGCUGGGACCUGCGUGAUGCCCACGUGAAUCAGGGCCAGUAUGGCUAG